Molecule: messenger RNA, 3138 nt
Organism: Daucus carota subsp. sativus
Lineage: Eukaryota; Viridiplantae; Streptophyta; Magnoliopsida; Apiales; Apiaceae
Product: nitrate regulatory gene2 protein
Exons: 4
Coding region: 208-2964 (918 amino acids)
Source: RefSeq, a predicted model, not a curated record
AUAACGUUGUGUCGAACUCAAAUCCCGACCAUUAAGUCGACAAACAUAAAGUAAUGGAACUGUAACACACACAUACACACACUCGCCAUCUCACACUACUUCACUCCAAGCUCAACAACUGUUCUUACACGCUCAACACUCUACUCCUUUCUUUCUCUCUCUAGAUGUUCUCUCUCUAGAAAACACCCACCAACCCCCACCACCACCAUGGGCUGCACAGCCUCCAAACUCGACAACGAAGACACCGUCCGCCGCUGCAAGGAACGACGUCGUCUCAUCAAAGACGCCGUCUUCGCCCGCCACCACCUCGCCGCCGCUCACUCCGACUACUGCCGCUCCCUCCGCGUCACCGGCGCCGCCCUCUCCUCGUUCGCCGCCGGCGAACCCCUCGCCGUCUCCGACCACUCCCCCGCCGUCCUCCUCCCCUCCGCCAAUCCCGCACCGCCACGUGUCCCCCAACACCACCACUUCCCCCAAACUCAUAAACCUAAACUCCCUCACAUUCUCUCACAAUCCUCUCUCUCCACCUCACCACCUAAACAACACACACAAGUUAAGCUGCCUCAUAUAUUAUCCGAAUCCGAGGCGGAGCCUGAUCAUCACACUCCUCUCCGCAAGUUUAAUUUGAACACCACGACGAAUGUGAACCCGAUAAUCUCCCACAAACCGGCUGAAAUGGAGAGAAAGAUGAAGCCUAAGCCGAAGCCGAAGCUGCCUCAUAUUCUGUCCGAGUCGAGCCUUGCUUCGACUCCGAAAGGAACACGCAGGCACUUGAAAAAUCAGUACAGUGAGCGUUUUACUUACGAUGCUCAGGCUACUUACUCGUCGACUCCUUCUCAAGCUUCGUCGGUUUGGAAUUGGGAGAAUUUCUACCCUCCUUCGCCUCCUGAUUCUGAGUAUUUCAAUCAGAAAGAUAAUCAUCAUAAUGAUGAUUAUGAUGAUAAUUCUUCGGUUUAUUCCAAGCGUGAUCUGGAUAGUGCUUCGGUUUACUCGAAGAAAUCGGGGAGUUUUCGACAUGGCGAUGAUGCUUCCUCGAUGUAUUCAAGACAUGAUCCGGAGAUGGCGUCGGUUUAUUCGAAUCACGAAAAGAAAUCUAGCAGGCAUGAUGUGGACACAGCGUCCAUGUACUCGAAUUACCAGAGGGAUUCGAGCAGGUAUGGUCAUAUGGAUGAUAAGUCUUCGGUUUAUUCGAAACAUGAUCCGGAGACGGCUUCAAUGUACUCAAAUUACGAGAAGAAAUCGAGGAGUUACAAAGAAGAGGAGAGUAGGAACCAUCAUAUUCAUCAUUUAGAGAGUGAUUGUGAGGAGGAAGAAUCGGAAACCGAAGCUGAGGAGCAAGAAGAAGUGCAGUGUAGUGAAUGGGGAGAUCAUUACAGUACGACGACGAGCUCUUCUGAUGAUGAAUUGGCGGAGAGGGAGUCUAGAUCGGAAGCUACUCGAUCUAAUUUUGGAUCUUCGGUUCAUAGUGAAGCUAAAUCGAUGCCGUUUAAGGCAGCUGUGCCAGCUAGUAAGUCGGAUAAGUUUGAUUAUGAUGCUGGGUCUUCGGCUAGCUGGAAUCAUAACAGUAGUAACAAUGUUAAUUAUAAUGUUGGAAGGAAUGAGAGUGAGAUUAGUGAUAUGAAUAUUGUGGUUAGACACCGUGAUUUAGCGGAGAUUGUGGCAGCGAUUAAGGAGUAUUUUGAUAAAGCUGCUUCUGCUGGUGAUCAGGUUUCGGAGAUGCUUGAAACUGGUCGUGCUCAACUUGAUCGGAGUUUUAAAUCAAUGAAGAAAACCGUCUAUCAUUCGAGUGGAGUGUUUAGCAAUUUAAGUUCGAGCUGGACUUCGAAACCACCAUUGGCAGUCAAGUACAAGUUUGAACCUGGUUCAAUAGAUGAACCGAGUGGCUCUAAGAGUUUAUGCUCCACCUUAGAGCGGCUGUUGGCUUGGGAAAAGAAACUCUAUCAGGAGAUAAAGGCAAGGGAAGGAGUGAAAAUUGAACAUGAGAAAAAGUUAUCCACUCUACAAAGCCAAGAGUAUAGGGGAGAUGAUGAGGUGAAACUGGACAAGACAAAGGCAUCAAUAAAGAGGUUGCAGUCUCUAAUUUUGGUCACAUCUCAAGCAGUAUCUAGCACCUCCUCGGCUAUUAAUGGUUUGCGAGACACUGAACUUGUCCCGCAGCUUGUCGAACUAUGUCAUGGGUUUAUGUACAUGUGGAAAUCGAUGAACCAGUUCCACGAAGUACAGAACCACAUUGUGCAGCAAGUGCGAGGGCUUGUAAAUCUGGCAACUAAGAAUGUAUCAACUUCUGACCUGCACCGGCAGGCAACAAGUGAUCUUGAGUCAGCUGUAUCUGCCUGGCACUCCUGCUUCUGCCGCCUAAUAAAGUUCCAAAGGGACUUUAUCUGCUCUCUCCAUGGCUGGUUUAAGCUGAGUCUCAUCCCCCUCAACAGCGAACCAAAUAAUGGCAGCGAGGGUUCUCUUGAUGCAUUAACCUUCUGUGAUGAGUGGAAGCUUGCGCUUGAUCGUGUACCCGACACAGUUGCAUCAGAAGCCAUUAAGAGCUUUAUCAAUGUUGUCCACUCAAUAUCUACAAAGCAGGCAGAAGAGCUGAAGAUAAAAAAACGCACUGAAUCUGCAUCUAAAGAGCUCGAGAGAAAAGCUUCGUCUCUCAGAAGCAUAGAAAAGAAGUAUUACCACUCAUAUUCUAUGGUCGGUAUCGGGCUUCCUGAUACUGGUCCUGAUAACGGCCAUGCAUUAGAUGCAAGGGACCCGCUCUCUGAAAAGAAAUCUGAACUGGCAGCUAGUCAAAGGCGAGUUGAAGAUGAGAUGGUGAGGCAUUCCAAGGCCGUAGAGGUGACAAGGGCUAUGACAUUGAACAAUAUUCAAACCGGCUUACCGGGAGUUUUUCAGGCAAUGACCAGCUUUUCUUCCCUAAUCAUGGAAGCACUUGAGGUAGUUUGCAACAGGUCAUACGCCAUUAAAUAGAUAAAAACAUUUGAUUCUUACUUAAUACUUAAAUUUACUUUUGGGGUUAUGAGGUAAGAUAUAUAUAGAUAGAAAGGAGGCAGGCUUACACUUCAGGAAGUUUUUCCCAUGAACUCUGAAAUUUCAGAUAUUGUAUCUUUUUGAUAUGUAGAUAAAAAGGAAAUUUUGUUGAGA